Molecule: messenger RNA, 900 nt
Organism: Strongyloides ratti
Lineage: Eukaryota; Metazoa; Nematoda; Chromadorea; Rhabditida; Strongyloididae
Exons: 1
Coding region: 1-900 (299 amino acids)
Source: RefSeq, a predicted model, not a curated record
AUGACUAACAUAUUGAAUUGUCAAUAUAAUAAUCCAAAUCAAGAUGAUUUUUGGAUUACUGGAGAAAUUAUUUCUAUUAAAUGGAAAAGAGGAUGUUUAAGUUCUGAAAGGUGUACUAAUCCAAGAUUUCAAAUAAAUUCACAAUUAUUAGAUGAUCCUGAUAUUCAAAGACUUGACUUUCCAUUGACUACUGCUAAUACAAGAACAAUAUAUUUUAAUAAUUAUUUUCCAAAUGGUAAACCUCAUCUAUUAACUUUAUCUAUGAAAAUUAUUGGAGUUGAUCCUCUAUAUAAUAUUCCACUUGAUUGUGAUAAAACAAUAAAUGUUCGUGUUUUUGAUAUUCCUUCUAAUGGUAUUCAAAAAGUUUUGGAAGAAGAUGAUGAAAGACCAUCUAUUUUGGAACUUCAGGCAAAAUGUUUUACAGCAAUAAUUCAAGUAAAAAAAUAUGAAAUUUUAUGUCCAUGGUGUCCAAAAAUUGAGAAGAUAGAAGAAAAAAAUAUUAAUGAUAAUUUACCAGUUAGUCUUGCAUUAGGACAACUAGAAAUUACACAAACAACUUUUUAUUACAUAAUAAGUGUACUUCUAUUAGCUAUAAUUUUAUCCAUAAUGGCUAUUAUUUUUCUAUUUAUUAGGCAGAGAAAAUUAGCAAAAUCAAAUGUAAUACCCUCUAAUAUUACAAUUUAUCCACAAACUAGGCCAUCAUCAAAAACAAAAAUUGGUAUUCAUAAUGAUGAUGGGGGUUAUGAAACAAUUGAUGAAAUUGAACAUUUAACAAAAUUACCUUUUUAUAAUCGUACUAUAACUCCAUCUUCGGGAUAUACCUCUUCACAAAACUCUUCAACAUCAAUAUAUAGAAAUAAUCAAUGUGCCGAUAUAAACAUAAUUGCUAAUUACAUAUAA